Trifolium pratense (red clover) is the source of this 1316-nucleotide messenger RNA. RefSeq lists its product as uncharacterized. The transcript has 3 exons. The coding region runs from base 80 to 1102 and encodes 340 amino acids. The record is from RefSeq and is a predicted model, not a curated record. NCBI's taxonomy places the organism in Eukaryota, Viridiplantae, Streptophyta, Magnoliopsida, Fabales, Fabaceae.
UUUACCCUAAUCACACAUCUUCUGUACGAUCAAUCAAUUUUUUCUCACUGCAAUAUCGAUUUUUCAAUCACUUUCAACAAUGGAGACUCCAUCAUCCACUUCAAGAAGAGUCACAAGAUCACAAACCUUGUCUUGUUCCAACAACAACAACAUUCCAUUUUCAAGAAAGAUCGAGGACUCGGAGCAGAACGCGACGAAAUCAAGACAAAGAGGACAACAGCAACAAGAUCGGUGUGCGCUGAUCGACAUAUCAAACGAUUCUCCGAUUGUUGGACUUGCGAUUGGAGAUGUCGAGACACCUUUAUCGAGCAUUGCGAAGCAGAGGGGAAGCCGAGUGAAGAAGACUCCUGGAUCUGGUGAAGCUUUGUUGAGGGGUCAAGUGAAAACCCUUUUGCAGAAAGUUGAGGAAGAAGCUGAGAUUUCAAAACUCACAAUGGAUAUUCGUCCUUUUCUUCAAUUCAUUAACUCUCCAAUGCAACUUAUUGCUCCAACUCCUGCAAACACCCCUCAAAUUCCAAAUAUCAACAACACUUCCACUGGUUUCACAGGGUUUUCACCUUCUUCUGUUGUCCAAGAACAACUUAUUUCUCAGAUGGUGAAUCAAGGAGUUGUUGUAAAGAAUGAAGAACACAUUGAAUCUGAAAAGAAUGUGUUAAGUCCACUGGUGUUAGAUUUCUCUGAAAAAUCUGAGGUUACAGAAGACUCUAAGAUGGAGUCAACAGAAGAUGAUGGUGAUUCCAUUUGGUCAAUUCAAGUAAAUGCAAGUACACAUGAUGAAGAAGAUGAUGAGGAAAUAGCUGAAAUUGAAGAUGAGGAAGAAGAAGAUUACUAUGAGGGUGUUGAAGAGGAAGAGUAUGAUGAUGGAGGGUUACUACUUGAUGAACUUUGUGAGGGUUUGAGCAACAUAGGUGUGAAUGAAAAGGUGGUUCCAAAGUUUGCUGGGAAACAUACAAGAUUCGUGUAUGAUAGUGAAGAUGAUGAGAUUGUGGAAGUUGUUGAAGAAUCUGCUGAUUCUAACUCUGAGAUUUUGCAUUUGAAAGGGUUGCCAACUCCAAAAGGAAAGCAUAUUCGUUUUACUGAGGAGGAAGGAAAAUCUGAUUAGUGAUUUGUGUUUGUUUGUUUGUUUUGGAUGAUUUGGUUUAGGUUUGGUUGUCUCUCUUAUGACACCACAUUUUGGCUUUUAGUUUAGUUUCUUUUAAUCUGAAUGGAGCUAGUGAUUUGGACCAUAUAGAGUAUGUGUGGUUUUGAUGCUCCAAUGAAAUUGUUUCUUUCUUUUGUUGUUUAAUUGAUGAUAUUCUUGGUUUAUUAGCUGGAAA